AUGCAGUCGAUAUAUUAUAUCAAUGUAACCUUAUGGUUGAUAAUAAUCAAUCUAUGUUUUGCAGAACAACCAGCAGAUAGAGGUGCAAAUGAAAAAACAAAACAAAUUCUUACAUAUAUAGCACAACUACCUCAACAAGGUAAAGUUCUUUCUGGUCAAUUUGCUGGCUACAGUCCUGAUACAUUUAAUACUCAACAAAUAGAUGAAAUUGCUGGUCAAACAGGUCAAGUACCAGCUAUUCUUGGUUGUGAUUAUGCAUGUGGCUGGAACUAUAAGUCUCCACCACAAGAUAUCAUUGAUUAUACAUGUAAUUCAGUAUUGAAAGAACAUUGGAAUAAAGGUGGUUUAGUUACCAUAAAUAUGCAUUUACCAAAUCCAGUAUCAGCUUAUGGUGGUGGUUAUAAAGAUCGAAUGAAUUUAAAUUUUGCUGAUAUAACUAAUACAAAUACAGAAACUGGACAGCGAUGGCGUCUAUUUCUUGAUCGAAUGGCUGAAGGUUUAAAUGAUUUACAACAAGCAGGAGUAACUGUUCUAUUUCGUCCAUUACAUGAAAUGAAUGGAGAUUGGUUUUACUGGUGUAAUCAAGAUUCUAAUACAUUUAAGAAUAUAUGGCAAGAUAUGUUCACUUAUUUAACAUUAACAAAAAAUUUACAUAAUAUUCUUUGGAUUUAUUCACCUGAUCAAAGUCGCACAAAUCCAUCAAUCUAUUAUCCAGGUGAUGGUUACGUUGAUAUUGUAGCACUUGAUGUUUAUACUGAUAAUCCGGAAUCUAUGCAAGGUUACAAUGAAAUGUUAAAUUUAAAUAAACCAUUUGCAUUAGGUGAAGUUGGCCCACAAAAUACUAAUGGUCAAUUUGAUUAUACUAGAUGGUUAACAGCAAUACAAUCAAUAUUUCCACGAGUUGCUUAUUUUCUAGCUUGGAAUGAUGGCUGGUCACCAAUUAGAAAUAAAAAUGCUUAUUCUUUUCUCAAUGAUGAACGAGUUAUUAAUCGUAAUAAAAUUAAUUUAGGUCAUGGAACUAGUACUGAAAUUGAAACGACACCAUCAAAAGGCAAAAUUCUUUAUAGUUUUUCAAAUGGCAUUGGUGAAUGGAAAGGAGCAAAUGUUGUAGGUGGUCCGUGGCAAUCAAAUGAAUUUAUGUUCCAAGGAAUGGAUAGUCUUAAAGCUGAUAUACAACUGAUGACAAAUGCUCGUUAUGCAUUAUUUACUCAAGAUAAAUCAACGUUUCAACUCAACGGAUAUAAGAAAAUGAUUGCUGAAGCACAUGUAGCUUCAUGGGGCUUUAAUAAUUAUGGAGAAAUAAGUGCAAAACUUUACAUCAAAGCAGGCUCAUAUUGGAAAUGGUAUGAUUCAGGUUCAAAUAAAUUAAAUAGCAGAACAGCAACAGCACUUGUACUUGAUCUAACUCAAAUGUCAUCCGAAGAAUUAAAUGAUGUGCAAGAAAUAGGUAUUGAAUAUACAUCAAAUGAAUAUGGUUCAAAUACAGCCAUUUACUUAUCGCACAUUUCUGUGGAAUAA
Messenger RNA from Adineta steineri, 1518 nucleotides. The record is from the annotation of a GenBank genome assembly. NCBI's taxonomy places the organism in Eukaryota, Metazoa, Rotifera, Eurotatoria, Adinetida, Adinetidae.